UGUAGUUCCCAUUUGACUCCUAGCCCAGGAUCUUCCAUAGGUCUCAGGUGUGGCCUCAAAAAGAAAAAAUAAUAAAAUAAAAAACAAUAAAAGGUGUGCUCAUGGAGAGCAUGUGGAUGAUGGAGGAAGCUACAAUCACGGAUCCCAGACAUAAUAACCCAGUGAUCUUGAGAAGACCACUUACCCUUCUGGAGCUUCAUUGUCCAUUUCCUAUAAAUCUGCCUGCCUAGAAAGAAUCAAAUGAGUAGGCAUUUAUGAAAGUGCUUUGCAAACUGUAAAGUCCUUUACAAAUGCAAAACAUGAUUAGAGUAAGGACAUAAUAAGUACUUGUUGAAUGAGUAAAUAAAUGGAGCUCUGUCAUGGUGUGCUAUUAAUUUUGAUGACAUAUUGAUAUCACCGGCAAGUUAUUUUAUCGAUCGAUGACAAGUCUGUGAGUACUGGUCAAAACAGAACUGCAAAAACCACAAAUUUCAUCACUGAGUGAUAUAUGGCUUUAUACUGGUUUUCUUUGUUUCAUCUGUCUCUGUCUUGUCGGUGCAAUUAUAUUGUAAGCUACUUGAAUGCAGGGAUCCACUCACACAAAAUUUGCCAGGCAUCAGUGUGGCACGAUGGUGGACCCUAGUGAAAACUGGCUUGGAUCUGGCCCUUUCCUAGACAGAACGAGGGAUGUUGUGAGCAUGUGCAUACAUGGGACAGCCAUCAGCUGGGUGGGCUGGAGGGUGGAGAGAAGCCAGGCUCGUUGGAGGGUGUUCUGGCAGACCUGCCUGCAGACCCCUUCAUCUCUCAUGUUUAAUAGUUUGCCUAGAAUUAAAUAAGGGGAAAAUGAGAUAUCUGCUGCAAGUCAAAUCAAGCUGAAAUUUUCUCCUGAGCCUUUUGGGUGAUGUUUCACCAUCUCCUGAGAAGAUGAACUUAAGUGUCUGGCUCUGACUUCUAACCCCCUUCUAAGUGCUGUGCUUUCUCUCCUUCCUGGCCAGCUAAGGGCCCUUCCUUGGUAGUCUCUGGCCAGGAAUCAGAGGAAAAAUACUGAGAUGGAGGAGGGGGAGCUUUUUACUUAAAAAAAAAAAAAAAAGUAAGUGAAUAAGUGAACAGCCAGGGCAAGAAAGGGAAUCUUUAAAAGGAACUUUUACUUAGUCCCGGCAUCAAAAUGAAGGCAAGCUCUUUCUUCUACGUGAGGCCCAGCACUGAGGAAAGUGGAAUUGCUCUCUCUCCAUGUCAUUACAGAGAAGCCUUUUUUGCUUCCUUCAAGAGUCUCAGGUCCCCAGGAAGAGCAUUGCUGUAGUGAACUCCAGUCCCUGCACACUGUUCUUCUCUGUACUAUGCUCCGCUGCAGAAACCGAUUGGAAAUGCGGUAACUUACAAGGGGCUCCAGCAAUUGAUCCAGGACCCAGCAGGAGACAGAGGACUGGAUAUACCAGAUAGCUGGCUCCAGACACUCAGAUGGUGAAAAUUAAAGCCAAAGGGCCAAUGGGAAAGCAAGGCGCGUGUUCAUGACUAGCAGAGAUAAAAGGCGUAAUAAACAAGGCUGAUGGAUGGGGAAAGUCAGAGACCAUUUCAAACCUGAGCACCUUCUGUAAGACGAAGGCAUCAUCUCUGUGGGAAAGGCUGGAACUAUUAAAAGGAUGAAUUGAUUGCUGAGCAGUGUCCACCAAGCUCGUUCCGUGGACCCAAAGCUCUUUAAACAAUUAUAUGAAAUAGGUAGAAACUAGCUAUUAACAAGGAAAAGAAAACCCCGGGGUCAGGCUUGUUUGUAUAAAGAGAGAGCAACAGUGAUUCAUCAUCAUACUUCAGACGGCUAAAUAAAUAUUUACUAACUGAGGGCAACAGGAUGUGUAAUGGAACAUGUAUCAUGUCCUUGAGAAGGGGCCUCUCUGAUGCUGGCCUUUGAUGGGAAAUUUCUCUAGGGCCACAGGGCCUUGGCCUUGAAAGAACAGGUCAGGUGAAGGCUCUUCGAUCACCUUUGAGAGUUCACAUCAGGAACUUGAAAGUUUGGGGCAGGCUUAGGUGAUUGCAAAAAUGCUCAUGAACUUGUUAUCACUCCUGGUUUAGGGGCAUAGGGGCGAAAUACCCACAUUUCAUUUAAGUUAUUAUUACUUUUAGUUAAACCAUAAGAAGGUAAGAAGUAUGGGACUGAAAGAAACCCAACAAGGCCAGCCAUCCCAUUCCAAUUAGAUGAAAGUAUCAUAGUCUUAGAAUGAUGAGCUGGGAAAGGCCUUCGAAAUCUGCUCAUUCCACUGCUGUUUAUAGCAGGGGGCAAAUGAGGGGCUUGUCCAAGACACACAGGGGUUGGGUCUAGGUCCCGGCUCCCUGCUUCCCACUAGAAGGAAGUGAAGGAACCCCAUCUCCCUCACUAGACCACACUUCCCACCCCUUCGAUGGAAGAGUCCUUGAUAGGAUCCAACAUCCCACAAAGAUGUUUUCACAUGGCUAUUUUAGACCUAAGGAUGCCUUGACCAUUGUUUCUCCUUGCCAUGGCUCUGAGGGGCUUUCUCAGUAGCACCGGACCUGAUAGCUCUGAGGGAUGGCACUGUCUUUCUGUAAGGGAACCACUGGGAGAGCUCCUGGGUGGGGCUAUAGCCCAUUGCAGCCUCCUUGUUGCAACGUCUCACCCGUGACGGGACCUUGGCUGUCCUCCCACAAACACAUCACCCAGAAAAGCCAUCAUCACUCAGUUACUUACUUGGUGGAUCAUCCAAUGGAAAUGUCUCACCUGAGGACCUGCUUCCCAUCUCAGGACACACAGUCCAGGCUCAUCUCUCCUCUUAAAGAAUUUAAGCUUAAAUCUUGUUCUAAACAUAAUUAAACGUAAUUAGGCACACACAAUCCCUGGGAGAUUAGAGGUUUAACAUUUUUCAUGCUGUAGCCUAAACAGGAAGAGUAGUAGGAUAUAUGUAGCUAUCUUAAAGAACUUGUACCAUCUUAAAAGAAUGCAGCGUUGGCUGAGAGAAACAGGACAGAAGAUAAAAACUUGUGUAAUGAUUGUGUGGGAAAGAAAAUAAGACCAUUGGUGCUGAGGGCAGACAAGAUGUACCACUUUUCAAACAGGGGCAGUGGCGGCAAACAUGAUUUCAUGCGAUGAUGCAAGAUGUCUCCUUCUGUAUUUUUAUUCCCUAAAGAAUACUUUGAAAAAUAACUGUUUUAGAGACCACACAUAUCAGAGUUGUUUUCUUCUUGUGGAUAAAGGAAAAAAAAAUUAGAUUUAUGAUAUUCAAGUGGGAGAAGGAUCGUGGAGGAAUGGCAUGACAGUAGGUGCCAUGUUGGUUGAAUCUGGGGAAUUGGACCAUGAAUAUGCUUCAUUCAAAUGCUGUCUGGCCUUGCAUCAGGCCAUUUACGUGGAGCCUUAAUGUCACUCAGAGAUCCCACAGGGACAGGAAGGACAGGAGGAGUCACUUUUCUGAAGAGAGGUUGAGAGUAGGGGCCAGGAGAGGAAGAGCCCCUUCUAGCUGAACUGUCUCUCUUAUUGGAAAUCCCGAGAAAUACGCAAAGUGGAGCAUGGGGUUUGGGGCCUUAUGGUGCUGAGACCUGAAGGCAGAGUUCCUCACUUGGGAUUUAGGUGGCACCCAUCACAGAGGCCCUACUGUGUGCCAGACAUGCUUCCUCUCACCCAAGUCGCCCAGUGGUGGUGUUAGUGCUGCCUGCCUUCACCACCCACUCCAGUCUAUCUGUUGUUAACAAUACCAAAAUUAAUUCAUUUGGAUUUUAUCUCCGUUUUAUUUCCUCUCCUCACCCCCAUGUUGGGGCAGCUAAUAAACUAUAUCAUAGGGUAAAUAAAAGGCUGGCACCUGAAGGGGAAGGAUGGAAAAUGCAAGUUUGGAGCUAAUGAAUUAAUUGGAUUUUGAUGUACUCGGAGUCCAUAAUGAACUCUCAAUUAUUCAGGGAGAUGUUCCCAACCUAAUGUAGUCUUCUUUAUUUCCCUCCUGCUCUGCUCGAGGCUGAGAAAUGUUGAACUUUGUAUAAAACAACAAGGAUUCUUGUGGAAACAAAACAACCAACCCCGGUCUCAUUUUAUUUUAUUUUACAUUCAAAGUCUAGUCAAGAUUCUACUUAUCAUCUAUCCCCAUUAAAACAUAAGGUUUUUGAGGGCCAGGGUCAAGUUUACCUUCACAUGCUUCCUGCGCCGCCAACCCUGCUCAACAAUGUCUCAUGCAUUUUUCAUGUCAAUAAAUAGAACACAUUUUUAGUUGUUUCAUAGUAUUCCAUUUUAUGAUCCACUCUAUUCCAUCGGACUCUAGACACUUACAUUGCUUUUAUUUUUCAGUAUUUCUACCAGUGCUUUAUAAAUAAACCUUGUGUGCUUCCUUAAUUGCUGUAUGAAGAUAAAGUCCUAGAAGAAAAUGCUGGGUCCAAUAGAAUGUGUGUUUUGACACAUGCUGCCAAAUUGUGUGCCAGAAACAUGCCAACAGUGUGUGAGAGUUUUUACUCCCUUAAACCCCCACUCAAUGGCUCCUGGAAGAAACGUUUCAGUGUCAGAUGUCAAUGAGAAAUAACUUCCUUACAUGGGGUUUUCCCAGUGGGCAGCAUUAUCAUUCAAUGCCUUUACCCUCAGUGACAGGUGUCCAAGUUCAAGCCCUUUCAAAUCCAAUACUGUAUAUUUAUAAAGGUCAAGCUAUUGUUUUCAUCCUCCACUGGUUUGUCUGACCUUGUCUGCAGACUCACCAUUGGCACCUCUGGUGGGGUGAGGGAUAAAAGGAGUUGGGGGGGUGGGUAAGACUAAAAAGUCAAGAGUUCCAAAAAGAAGCCAUAGGUCCAGGCUUGUUCUUAGAAAGGUUGUGCCCUCAGAAACCAACUGGCCAGGUCCUCAGUCUCAUCCCAUUUCUUCCUCUUUGUAAAAGGGAAAAGACAUAAAAACGUGUGUGAUUCUUUUAAGAUCCAGAAUUCUUUAUGGGCUGAACCUCCCAAACCAUGGCUAUCAAAAUAGAAAAGUGGUCUCAGCUUUCAGCCUUGCUUUUACAUCAUAAUUCUGGAUUUAUGGCAGUCCUUGGGGCAUUCCUGCUUUCCGGCUGGUCAUUAUGAGAUUGCAAUAAAGAGAAGUACAGAUUUUGAAACACAGUUAGUGAUGAGAGAAGGGGCAAGGGUGCAGGUGUAGAGCCGAAGGGGCAACGUGUGACAUAAAGAAGACAAGAGAGGAAGCAGAGCAGGAAGGGGGCAGAAGGGAGAGACAGGGAGAGCUGGGGGCUUCGGCAAAGCCACUUGGAGUUGAUUCAGAGCAGCAGGAAUGUGGGAAGGCUUAGAGCACAGGAAGUUUGGGAGUGGCUCCCAUCUCCAUUCCACCUUUGUUCUCAAAAAGCCACCCCAAAUAAACAUCCACUCCCAGUUUGUCCCCUAAGUAUGGCUUUGUCUCCUUCAAGCCAUACUGCAUCCUUUAAGCCCCUCCUAAAUGGAAAUUCUGGAGCUGUCACCAGGAGGAUCUAGAAUCACCAUCAAAAUAUGGAACCACCACAAAAUUCCUUUUAAAUAUUCUGGGCCUCCAGGUACCGUUUAAUAUAUUAAUUAUGUUAAUUAAUUACUGAUUAAGUGAAUUAAUAAAGAACCACUACUCUCGAGAUUUUUGAGAUUUUCUAAAGCUCUUAACAAGAUGUGUCUUUAGUCCUAUAAAGCACAGAAGGGCCCAAGAAAGACUAACAGCUGAACGCUAAUGGGGGCAACUCCGGUGGUGCCUGGAUCUGAGCCCAGGGGCCCAUCUCCCAGCUGCCUGCCCCUGCCUGCAGUGGGAAGGUGAACCAUGAACAGGGAGAGAAGGCAGGAGAGAACAAAGCUCCUCUGAUGAGGAAGACACAGGUACAUUUCAAGUGCCUUGAGGAAGUCAGGGCCUUGGAGAGCCGACCGAGUCAGAUUCCUGCCAUUUGGCUUAUUAUUUGCAGGCCCUUUUGAAGUUAUUUUUAAUAGUAAUUACUGUGCUUUUGAUAAUUUUUGUCUCAAUUAACAACUGAUUCUCUAGUUGGAAAGGCUUCCUGUGACUCUGGUCUAAAGAAAGAGGAGUCGGCAUUCACCUGCCUCUUAAAAUGACAGAGGAAAGCCGACAAGUCCAGUUCUGUCAGAGGGUUUUGUGACCCCUGGAUGAGGGUGACAUGAGCUUUAGGGGAAGCCCUUUGUUGCAACAAAGGGAUGUAAGAGAAAAUGCUCUAUGGCCCGGCCAAAAUGUCAGAAAUUGAUUAGAAAGUAAGCAACCCUUUCCUGUUGAGUAGGUAUGUGCGUGCUCUUGUGAGCAAUGCCAACGACUCAGCUCCUUUUUCUCAUGCAUUCAGGCAGCAAAGCCUCUUCCCAGCAGAAGCCUCCAUGUUGUUUCCUGCCAAAACUGAGCAAUGAAUUUGGAAGUCGGGCCAAAAGAGCUUAGUAUAUAUGUCCACAUAGUAUAGAGAUUUGUAAAGCUGCCCUCAUUUCACUGAUGGAUACUCUCUUCAUUGGGGACUGGGGGCUCCCAAAGUGGGCUCUGAGGAGCCUGGCAAAGGGAGCAAUUGUGACAUGUAGCCCUUUUUGUCUUCAAGGCGAAUAACUAAUGUGUCUUUAACAGCUUUUGCUAGGCUAUAGAGGCUCCUUAAAUAGACAUUAGGUGAGGACUGAAAUGCUUGCUUUGGGGUCUUCUAGCUGGUUAAAUGUUGGUGGUCCUUGGCCAGAAAACAGUGCAAGUGAUUUUUUGUGUCCCAAGAAAUUUUUGGACCAACUUGAAAACAUGGUUAAUCCCAGCUUAUGUUUAUCCAUGCCUUUUAACUGGUUUUCUCCAUUCUGUCUUUCUUUUCCUGGUGGGAUCAGUCGAGGAGAGCAAGUCCAUGUCCUUUUGUGAGCUCUAAGAAAACAUACUUAAAAGAAAGGAAAGAAGGAGCAAUGUUGGGCACAUGUGAAGGUCAUUGCCAAUGCCAUGGGCUCCUGGCCAGGAAAAUUCACAGACACCUAGGAGAGCCCUCUGUGCUCCACAGUGCCCUGUUUGGCUGAUGCUCUAUGGGGCAAUGGGAUGGAACAUGCUCCCAGAUUUGGCCUGUCCAUUUGGUAAAACAACUGAUUCUAUCGAUCUCUUCACGGAACUUGGCCAAACAUUUGAUCGAAUUAACCAACCUGAGUGGCUGUUUUUUCUAGUAGAUACAACCAACACCUCAGGUUAUCAUUAGACAUUUUACUUCUGGUGUUUAGGGCCUGGCAGAGAAAAAGCAAUAUUGACUUUUCACAACAAUAGCUAAAAAUUGGCAGAUUCACAUCGCCAGCCAAAUUCCUCUGUCCCUGGUCAGCCAGUGUGCACCAGCAGGCAUAUUUCCCAGCCGCAGCUUCUGCUGAGUCCAAGCGGCCUUCCUUUAGCUAUACUAUUGCAUAGCAUCCUAUCUCUUCUUCUCUGCAGGGUCCACCAGGGAUGUGUAUUUCUGCAAGAAUCCUUGGGUGUGCUGUGUAUUCUCCUCUGCUUAGUCAUUCAGCCAUAACCUUUCCAUUUAGAAUCCUGCCCUGCUGAUGCUUCAACUCCCUAGUUCAAUAUUUUACAUUUAUCUCUAUUGAAUUCCAGUUGCCUUCUGUAACAAGAGGCACUUAAAUUAUCCAAGCCUCGCUCCACAGGCUCAGGCUCCAAGUCCAGGACAAAUCUGUUUAGCACUUAGGGAUCAGUGGCUGUAUGAGGGGCUUGGGCAUAUAAAUGUGUCUGAAUAGGGCAUUUUUUAACAAUGGUGAAGGUGGCGGACUUGGGUGGGAGGAUGGAAGCCCCUGAAGGUAUAAAAUCUCAAUCAGGCUUCCUCAGGACUGGGGGAAAAUGGACUGGAAACAUUAUCUGGAGAGUGAGAAAAUAAAAAUAACAAUAUGGCCUUGUAGUAAAGGAACAGCUAUCAAACUGCAAGCACCUCCUGGAUAUGGGCACCAUUAUGCACAUACAAAAUAUAAUGUAGCCUUUUCUUUAUCCAGGAGAUUUAUCAUGUAUCAUGUCAUUAGCUCUCUUGUUGCCCUCCCACUGUCAGGAAGAUGAUGGCAGGAAAUUGUAUGGUUUUUCUCAUAUUUCAGGGUCGGAAGAGUGGUUCAGGAAGGAAAAAGAGCUUAUGGUAUGCUGGGAGUAGCCCGCAGCUCAGCUAGCUGGUCUAUUCUCAUUUUCUUGCCAAUGGAUCAUGGCUACUGAAAAAUAGAGAAAACAGAUACUUAGGAUGAGAGUCUCUGGAAUGAGGGCCUCUAAAUGGUGCUGUUCUACAUACCAGGCCAUAAAGAAAACCCUCAGCUUUAACAUGGGUGGGAAUGAAAAACAGACAGUUCCAACCUUUUUCUCUCUCUAAAUGCAUCCCUCUCCUUUCCAUUUUGGAAUCCAGAUUUUUGUCGACGUUCUAAAUUGACAAGAUGCAGCAGUUCAAUGAAUGCAGCAGUUCAAUGAAUGCAGCAGUUUGAUGGUUUCUGUGGUUUCCCCCUCUGGGAUCCAGUGAACACCUUUAGUCCUAGAAAACCCUAAAAAAUGGCAGCCACAUCAUCACAACUGCUCAGAGGCCACAUCUCUUUGGGCAUUAGGAUCAAAGAACGUGCGGGAGAGAGACAACAUCCAAGACACCAUCAGUAAAGAUUUCCAUAACUCCAUGCUUUCUGCUGCAGGCUGGUCUUGAACCUGGGCCUCUGCUGAGAGGAUGGGGGCAGACGGGGAAACAGUGGUCUUGAAGAACAUGCUCAUUGGCGUCAACCUGAUCCUUCUGGGCUCCAUGCUCAAGCCCUCAGAGUGUCAGCUGGAGGUCACCACGGAAAGGGUCCAGAGACAGGCGGUGGAGGAGGAAGGUGGCACUACCAGCUACAACACAUCUGGCAAAGAGCAGCCAGUGGUUUUCAACCAUGUGUACAACAUCAACGUGCCCCUGGACAGCCUCUGCUCCUCGGGGCUGGAGGCCUCAGCUGAGCAGGAGGUGAGCACUGAAGACGAGGUGCUGGCGGAGUACACGGGCCAGACCUCAGACCACGAGAGCCAGGUCACCUUCACCCAUAGGAUCAACCUCCCUAAGAAGGCCUGCCCGUGUGCCAGCUCGGCCCAGGUGCUGCAGGAGCUGCUGAGCCGAAUCGAGAUGCUGGAGAGGGAGGUGUCGGUGCUCCGGGACCAGUGCAACAGCAACUGCUGCCAAGCCAGUGCAGCCACAGGACAACUGGACUAUAUCCCCCACUGCAGUGGCCAUGGCAACUUCAGCUUCGAGUCCUGUGGCUGCAUCUGCAAUGAAGGCUGGUUUGGCAAGAACUGCUCGGAGCCCUACUGCCCCCUGGGCUGCUCCAGUCGGGGCGUGUGUGUGGACGGCCAGUGCAUCUGUGACAGCGAGUACAGUGGGGACGACUGCUCGGAGCUCCGGUGCCCCACAGACUGCAGCUCCCGGGGGCUGUGCGUGGAUGGGGAGUGUGUCUGCGAAGAGGCCUACACAGGCGAGGACUGCAGUGAACUGAGAUGCCCCGGGGACUGCUCUGGGAAGGGGAGAUGUGCCAACGGUACCUGCCUAUGCCAGGAGGGCUACGCUGGUGAGGACUGCAGCCAGCGGCGGUGUCUGAAUGCCUGCAGUGGGCGAGGACAUUGCCAGGAGGGGCUCUGCUUCUGUGAGGAGGGCUACCAGGGCCCUGACUGCUCAGCAGUUGCCCCUCCAGAGGACUUGCGAGUGGCUGGUAUCAGCGACAGGUCCAUUGAGCUGGAAUGGGACGGGCCGAUGGCAGUGACGGAAUAUGUGAUCUCUUACCAGCCGACGGCCCUGGGGGGCCUCCAGCUCCAGCAGCGGGUGCCUGGAGAUUGGAGUGGUGUCACCAUCUCGGAGCUGGAGCCAGGUCUUACCUACAACAUCAGCGUCUACGCUGUCAUUAGCAACAUCCUCAGCCUUCCCAUCACUGCCAAGGUGGCCACUCAUCUCUCCACGCCUCAAGGGCUGCGAUUCAAGACCAUCACAGAGACCACCGUGGAGGUGCAGUGGGAACCCUUCUCAUUCUCCUUUGAUGGGUGGGAGAUCAGCUUCAUUCCAAAGAACAAUGAAGGAGGGGUAAUUGCCCAGCUCCCCAGCGACGUGACAUCCUUCAACCAGACGGGACUAAAGCCUGGGGAGGAAUAUAUCGUCAAUGUGGUGGCUCUGAAAGAGCAAGCCCGGAGCCCCCCUACCUCGGCCAGCGUCUCCACUGUCAUCGAUGGGCCCACGCAGAUCCUGGUUCGAGAUGUCUCCGACACCGUGGCCUUUGUGGAGUGGACUCCGCCUCGAGCCAAAGUCGAUUUCAUUCUCUUGAGAUAUGGCUUGGUGGGCGGGGAAGGCGGGAAGACCACGUUCCGGCUGCAGCCUCCCCUGAGCCAGUACUCGGUGCAGGCCCUGCGGCCCGGCUCCCAAUACCAGGUGUGGGUCAGCGCAGUCCGCGGGACCAAUGAGAGCGAGUCCACCACCACCCAGUUUACAACAGAGAUUGAUGCCCCUAAGAACCUGCGGGUUGGUUCCCGUACAGCAACCAGCCUUGAUCUUGAGUGGGACAACAGUGAAGCAGAGGUUCAGGAGUACAAGGUUGUGUAUAGCACCCUGGCAGGCGAGCAGUACCAUGAACUGAUGGUCCCCAAGAGCAUCGGUCCAACCACCAGAGCCACGCUCACAGAUCUGGUGCCUGGCACUGAGUAUGGAGUUGGAAUAUCUGCCGUCAUGAGCUCACAGCAAAGUGUACCAGCCACCAUGAAUGCCAGGACGGAACUUGACAGCCCUCGAGACCUCAUGGUAACAGCCUCCUCAGAAACCUCCAUCUCCCUCAUCUGGACCAAGGCCAGUGGCCCCAUUGACCACUACAGAAUCACCUUUACCCCAUCCUCUGGGAUCGCCUCGGAAGUCACCGUGCCCAAGGACAGGACCUCAUAUACACUGACAGACCUAGAGCCCGGGGCAGAGUACAUCAUUUCAAUCACAGCGGAGAGGGGUCGGCAGCAGAGCUUGGAGUCCACUGUGGAUGCCUUCACAGGCUUCCGCCCCAUCUCCCAUUUGCACUUUUCUCACGUGACCUCCUCCAGUGUGAACAUCACCUGGAGCGACCCAUCCCCUCCAGCAGACAGACUCAUUCUGAACUACAGUCCCCGGGAUGAAGAGGAAGAGAUGAUGGAGGUCUCCCUGGAUGCCACCAAGAGGCAUGCUGUCCUGACAGACCUGCAGCCAGCCACCGAGUACAUUGUGAACCUGGUGGCCGUCCAUGGCACAGUGACUUCUGAGCCCAUCGUGGGCUCCAUCACCACAGGAAUCGAUCCACCCAAAGACAUCACAAUUAGCAAUGUGACCAAGGACUCAGUUAUGGUCUCCUGGAGUCCUCCUGUUGCAUCUUUUGAUUACUAUCGAGUAUCGUAUCGGCCAACACAAGUGGGACGCCUGGACAGCUCAGUGGUGCCCAACACAGUGACAGAAUUCACCAUCACCAAGCUGUACCCAGCUACCGAAUAUGAAAUCAGCCUCAACAGCGUGCGGGGCAGGGAGGAGAGUGAGCGCAUCUGCACCCUCGUGCACACAGCCAUGGACAAUCCUGUGGAUCUGACCGCUACCAACAUCACUCCAACAGAAGCUCUGUUGCAUUGGAGGGCACCAGUGGGCAUAGUGGAGAACUACGUUAUUGUUCUCACUCACUUUGCAGUUGCUGGAGAGACCAUCCUGGUUGAUGGAGACAGUGAGGAGUUCCAGCUCGUUGACCUGCUUCCUAGGACCCACUACACCGUCACUAUGUAUGCUGCCAGUGGGCCUCUCACCAGUGGCACUAUCAGCACCAACUUCUCUACUCUCCUGGACGCUCCUGCAAAUCUGACAGCCAGUGAAGUCACCAGACAAAGUGCCCUGAUCUCCUGGCAGCCUCCCAGAGCAGAGAUUGAGAACUACGUCUUGACCUACAAAUCCACCGAUGGAAGUCGCAAGGAGCUGAUUGUGGAUGCGGAGGACACGUGGAUACGACUGGAGGGCCUGUCUGAGAGUACAGACUACACAGUGCUCCUGCAGGCAGCCCAGGACACUGAGCGGAGCGGUGUCACCUCCACUGCCUUCAGCACAGGGGGCCGGGUCUUCCCUCAUCCUCAAGACUGUGCCCAGCAUUUGAUGAACGGAGACACUCUGAGUGGGGUUUACACCAUCUUCCUUAAUGGAGAGCUAAGCCAGAAGUUACAGGUGUAUUGCGACAUGACCACCGAUGGGGGUGGCUGGAUUGUAUUCCAGAGGCGGCAGAAUGGCCAAACCGAUUUUUUCCGGAAGUGGGUUGAGUACCGGGCUGGCUUUGGGAACCUGGAGGAUGAGUUUUGGUUGGGGCUGGACAACAUACACAGGAUCACGUCUCAGGGCCGCUAUGAGCUGCGCGUGGACAUGCGGGAUGGCCAGGAGGCCGCCUUCGCCUACUACGACAAGUUCUCUGUGGAGGACAGCAGAAGCCUGUACAAACUCCGCAUAGGAGCCUACAACGGCACCGCAGGGGACUCUCUUAGCUAUCAUCAGGGCCGCCCCUUCUCCACAGAGGACAGAGACAAUGAUGUUGCAGUUACCAACUGUGCCAUGUCGUACAAGGGGGCCUGGUGGUAUAAGAACUGCCACCGGACCAACCUCAAUGGCAAAUACGGGGAGUCCAGGCACAGUCAGGGGAUCAACUGGUACCAUUGGAAAGGCCACGAGUUCUCCAUCCCUUUCGUGGAAAUGAAGACGCGCCCGUACAACCACCGUCCCGUGGUGGGGAGGAAGCGGCGGUCCCUGCACUUCUAAGCAGUGGGCAGCUGCGAGCCAACUGACCUUUUCUGUCAUUUGUUUGUAUUUUAUAAUAUGAAACAAGGGGUGGGGGAAAUAGUAACAUGCUUUGCGACAUACUAAGAGUGUUGGAAGGAAGCAGGAUGUAGCAGGAAUCACUUGAGAAUCAGCAGCGCAUGGUUUCUGCUGCCCCACCGCCGGGCCUGACCCUCAGUCUCCAUGCUCCCUCCUCCCCAGUCAUCCUUAACCUUCCCCUCUUUUCCCACCAAGGAGGGAAAGGGAGCCAUUUCCUUAAAAGACCAAUUCAAAGGAGAAUCCUGGAGUCAGAUUGCUAUGGUGACAGGCAUGUGCCUUCUGUCCUGCCUCCUCCUGAUGUCCAUCAAUUCCAGAUAUUGUGCUAUGGUCACUGCCUUGGGUGGCCAUGUUCUCACACCAGCCUGCAGAAGAAGCCUUGGCCAGCAAGUCCCAUUAAAAGAAAAUGGAUUAACCUCACCCCAGCCCAACAACUCAAGUCCUUUGUAAUGGGCCAAAGAUUCUCAUCUGGCACUCUUACUCUUGUCAGCCAAGUGUCCUCUGUCACCUUUCAAGAGUAGUGGGCUCUUUUCCAGCCAAUCCAUCCUGUGCCCACUUCAUCCUACCCUUAGACCCCCACAGCCCCACAAUCCCAACCAUUGUUUUGGAUUUUGGUUCCCAAGGUGUUGCCUGCACCUGGCCCUGCGCUGCAGAGUGGCUGUGUACCUGUGGGUCUUAAGUCACUGGCCCCAGCCAGCAUUGUAGGCAGAAACUUUCUCUGGAGAUGGGAGAAGGAGAGGUGUGGUCUAUAGCACAUUGGGGUCAGACACUGAGGAAAGACUAGAAGAAGGAGAAAUCAGGGCACUCACCGCUGAGAUUAUAGGUUCCUUGGGGAACACAGACCUUACCUAGCUCUGUUUUCUCUAUUUCCAGUCCUGUUUGUCAUGAAUUUUUUUCCCCUUGAAUUGAAAACUAAAGAGCUUUUCUGUCUUCAGCCAGGCUCUCCUUAGUGUGGGUGGCUUAAUAAGAGUUAGAAGAAGUUAUAUGACCAGCCGGUCAUUCCCCUGACAGAUAAUCCCUGGGAGGAGGUAGAAUUUUAGGGUCCUUAUUUCAGUUUUCUCCUCUUUUGGGGUCCUGUGAGAAACAGGAAUGACCUCCUUAAUGAGGUGAGCUCAGGAGAGGCCUUUCUCCAUCCUCUUUUAUUAUUAUGCCUUUGAGAGGAAAAAUGAAAAGUGCCAGAGGAAAUUACAUCUAGAAAUCCAAAGGUGAAGAGGGGAGGAGUGUGGGCCUGCCUCCCAUUUUAUGAGAUGUGCUCUCUUCGCUGGCAUGAUUUGAUUUUUAAACUCAAGAGAGAUGGAGGCUCAAAAAGCCAUGACCCUUUGACUCCUCCAAUCAAAUGUCAGCUGCAACCACCUCUACAGCGUCUGCCAAAAUCUAUGCCCAGUCUCCCCAGCUGCCUUUUCCCUUUCCUCUCUUUUUCCUUAAGGCCCCAGAUUGGUUUGCUAUAAAUGCCCACAUUUAGUCAAACUGGGACACCCUGGGCCUUUCCCAGCCAAUUACUGGAUGAGCCCAAGAUGUGCCAGUUUUCUAAUGGAAACAUCCGCAGCCUAACCAAACUCUGUCAACCAGGAAAGGAUGGUCCAUCGGGCUGACAGCCACACUUCCGACGUCACGAGAAUGGAGUCAGCUGCCACGUGCACCCUCCCUUUAGUGGACUUUCAAGGCCUCAGUCACUGCCGUGCUGUGGAUGUAACUGCCAAACUGGUGCUGGAAAUGGAGGUGAUAUUUCCAUUUCUCAGUUCACCAUGGGCUCCAAAAAACCAGGGGAAGGAAAAAGAAACAGAAACAAUCCUUUCAAGAAACCUGAACUGAACAAGGUUCGGCUAGAGAGUGGGACACCAGAGAACAGGAAGCACGCUGAAGGGGACCCCGGGGACUAAGAGUAGACCCACCUCUGCCAUUUUAUUGGCGCUAUUAUAUCAGGAAGGUUCUUUCACCUCUCUGGGCCUCAGUCUCCUCACCUGUUGAAUGAAAUCUCACACUAGAAUGGCUUCUCUUUCAGUUUUGACAGUCAGUAAGGUGAGUCUCUGAUCUGAAAAUCUCAGUGCAGAUCGGCACUGGUGACAGAGCACAACUAAGUAAUGAAAAUUCACAGAAGCCCUGCUGUAUGAAUGAAAAAGAGGUGGGGAAGGAAGGAAGGAGAGAAAGAAAGAAAUGCUAAUUCAGAACUCAUCAAUAAAACAUACACAUUGCUCGUGCACGCGCGCGCGCACACACACACACACGAAACCAUUGCAAAAAAGACUAUGCCAAGAGGCUGAAAAGCAGAACCCAGGGACCUGGGUGGUGCCAGUACAGCCCAUCUCAUCAAGGGAACUGAAACGGAAAAAGAUUGCGAGCCCUCAUGUUGUCAGUUCAGGUGAAAGCCAAGAAACAUCAGUGGAAACCAAAAUCAGUCUUUUAUUGGGAUCGUUUUACCCUAUGGAACAUUUUUAUAAAUAGUAUCAGUAGCACUGCCUAGACUCAUGUUAAAGAAUUUUAAAGCAAGAAAGGGACUUCAAAGAUUAGCUCACCCCCCACCUUCUUGGAAAGGAUUUAUAGAUUCUUUUGAUUAAGGAGAGUUAUUUUCUCACAAGUUUUCACCAUUUUUAAGAAACACUGUGCCCCAUUAUCUCCCUAAGGCCCACGGUCAACUUGACUCAAAGCUUCUUAACUGGACACAUGUAUUCCUGCUGAUCCUAUUCUCCCAACCACCUAUAUUCUUCCCAAGGGUGGAUCCGGUACACAAUAUUCACAAAGCACUUGCCCUCACACACAGGCUUCCCUCGAGGGACUCCAGAGGAAUAGAAAUGCACCUGCUCAGAGGCAGUUUACCUGUAGACACAUCAGGAUGUGUACUUACAAAAGCAAACACACACACACACACACACACACACACACACACACACACACACACACAAAAACCUACCCCAUGGCCUCAACAGACUCACUGAACUGAGAUCCAGACAGUUUCUUUUUUUGGCAUUUCCCCUUCAGAUAAAGAUAAUUUCCAACACAGUAAACUCACUUUCUCCAGGGUUAUUUCUGGAAGGUGAAGGGGGCAGACAUAAAAGCACUAGGGACAGGGGAGAGAGAUCUGUGGCAAACUCCUGCUGGCCUUUAGACAGAUUUAAUUGGAGGAGGGAGACUUGCUAAGUGUGACCACAAGGUGGCAUUUACAGCUCCCCUAGUUACCUCCUGAUGGUAGGAUUGAGGACAGCCUAUGCCUCCAUGUUUUCAGGAGAACUCAACACCAAAUCCGAACCCAGGAAAACUGGCCACCUGAUUUGUACCGGAGAUUGAUUUGUAAAAGAAACAGCAACAACAAAAAGGGUGGCAAGAAAAGCCAAGCAAACUUCCACAAAUAGUUAAAUCCACCCUACCUUUCACUUCCCAGCUGCCCCAUUCGGCUACUCAGAGCAGCAGGACACUCAACACCUGCACCCUCCCACCUGGGAACCAACCAGCUCUCUGCACAGUGAAGCUGUUAUUUCAAAGACAAACCUGAGGAACCUGGGUUGCCAGUGAGCUCAAUGCCAAACCAAACAAUCCUUAAUCACAUUUAUACUUUAAAAAUUCAGUCCCAGAACCAAGCUGUAGGUUAAAUGACAAAAAGGUCAUUAUGGAACCUUUUCUAAGAGCCCUUUUAUUAUCUUUUUUGGGCCAUGCCUGUGGCAUGUGGACAUUCCUGAACCAGGGAUUGAACCCUUGCUAUGGCAGUGAUGAGCCGCUGCAGGGACAUGCCAGAUCCUCAAUUCUUCGAGAAGGGAACUUCUCAAAGAGCCCUUUUAUAAGCAUCGGUUGAAGGAGGGAUUAUGAAUUCCUCUUUGUCCUCUCCUCUAGGGGAUAAAUGGAACCUGUGAGAACAGUGGAUGCAUCAGGCUGAGCGGAUUGAGACAGACUAGCUGGUGGCCUGGAUUUGCAAAUGCUCCUGGGGCAUGAAAACAUUUUUCUUUUUCUUUUUUGAUAUCCGCCCCAAAUUUCAGGAAAGAUGGAGCCACUUACUCAAGCUUUUCUAUGUCUUGCUUUCUUUUCACCAGACUGCUAUUCAAUCUAAUCCCUUACUUCCCUUUCUUUCCCCUCAAAGAGGCACUGUACUUGCAUCUCACUGUUCAUUCUUAAACAUUGAUAAGGAGCCUCAGAAAGACUCAUACUUCAGUUCAGUUUCAAUAAUCCCAAGAGGGUGGGGGUAAUCCGUUUUCACUUGCCUCAAGCGUGCCAAGGCUGCAAGAAGGGCCUUGGGACCUCAGGGGCCUGGAGUGAAUCUGAGAAGCUUGGGAGUCUGCCUCUUGCAGAAAGCUGCAGAUGCCAGGAGCUGCUGACUCAGCGCUGCCCAGCCUCCCUGGGUGGUCUAUUUUCCUCCCAGUAACAAUGACAGAGAAGUUCUUUGCUCAGAGGAAAGGUGAGUCACUGGGCUGGUGAGUCACAGCACCUUUAUCCUCUCUCUGGCUGUACCUCAGGGUCCCUUGGCCAAGAUCCUAAAGAUCUUUGAUGAAACAUUUCCCUACACCUUUGCUUCUUCCAUAGCCCAGCCCCACAUAGAUGGGACAAGAUUUCCCUCAUCAAUCCUGAAAUAUUUUGGCACCACCCGGCCUAAUAAGCACUCACAGACCGAAUGAAAACCUCUAAAAGCAGGUAAGGAACAAACGCUAGGAUUCUUAAGAGGGUGUGUUGGUGUAGAUGCAAGCUCAUCCUAAUUGUAUCCACCCUGGAUUUACUUGUGUCCAUUCUGGGCUCUUCAAUCUUUGAGAAACAGCUGGGAAGGAAAAAAAAAUUUUAAUGAAGAAUAUGAAAUAACAUGUUUAAAAAGCUGGGGACUAAAAGCAAGCCCUCUACAGAUGGCCCCACCAGUGAAAGGACGAAAAACCCAGAGACCAGGCUUGAGGAUUCAGAGUAAAAGGACCAGAAUUAAUUCCUUGAGUUCUGGCCCCAAACUUCCCAUCAGAACGUCUGUCAGUUCACCCACUUCACCUGAGGAGAAACAAAGGCAGCAGAGGCCUUCGCUGCACAGAAAACAAGAAGCAGAAGGGCUUUCUUUGCUUGUUCAACCAAUAGGCCUGGACCUCGCUUUUUCUUCAUAGCAGUCACAAGCCUGACUUGCCAUCUCCAGCAUUUCUGAUUAAUUUUUCAAGGUCACCCCUUGCCUGAAGCAUGACUUCAUUGCACCUGCAGCACUUCAUUGUCCAAAUGUCCUUGGCAAACCUCACAGUCUUUGGACAGUGUUACAUUUUUCUCCCAACCGGAAAUCCUCCCUCCUUCCCUAAGCUUAAUAAGGCCAUUGCAGAGCAGCCAAAGAACACAGCUCUUGUUCCUCAGAAAAACCCUGCCCACUGUUAACUUCAUAAAACAGCUCCUCAUGGUUGGCUGUGAGGCUGGGCUGCUGCUAAAUUUCCAGUUCAUUUAACUCUUUGGGUCUCAUGGGCUCAGCUCUCCCAGGUACUGGCAUUGGCUCCUUGCCACCAGGGGUUCAUGGGAGGCAGUGCAAACAUCCCAGAAGGCCUGGAAUGCCAGAGCCACAAGAGAGGACAUGGGUCCACAUGCUCAGCCAGGAGGUAAAUGCGUGGAUGAGAACUGCUGUCUUCUCCCCAUCACUGGUUUGGCAGCCUCCAGGGAGACUCUGUAUUGUUUUUUUUAACAUCUUGUCCUUGUCACUAAUAUGCUCAACACAGCCUCCAAAACGCAAACAUGCUGGGAACCUUCAGAGCUGGAAGGGACUCUGAGGAUCAUCUGACCCAUGCCUCUCAUCUCAUACUCCAGGAAACUGAGGCCCAGAACGCUUAGGCAACUCGCCCAUGUUCAUGCAGCUAAUUAGUAACAGAGCUGACAUCUGGCAUAGGCUUUUCCAUUUUUCUCUCCCCAAAUAAAGACUAAGAGAAAUGGUGUUUAUGGAACAUCUACUACUUUCCAGAUACUGUGCUAGGAGCUUUCCAUCUAUUACUUGUUAAAUCCUCACCACAUCCUGACUCAAGUUUAACCAUGUUACAGGUGGGAGACUGGAGGCCCAGAAAGGUUAAAUAACACGCCCAAAGUCAUGUAGCCACUAAGGGGAGCCAUAAUUGGAACCUCUUUGUCUAAUUCUAAAGCUCUUGCCUUUGCUGCUUUAUGAGGCUGCCGCCCUUUAUCCUGAUUUAGCCAAGUGGCCGCCAUCUUGGAUUCACUAAUGUUCUCAACAGAGGAGCUUCUGGUGCCGUUUGUUUCUCUCUCCUCUCUGACUUUAGGAAAAGGGAGUUCUUGCAUGGUUUUUUCCACAUACUCUAGGAGAACUUCAACCUCACCGUCGGAAGGAAGAAACAUCCUGGGAACGCUUUCCUUUUCCUUUCUUUUUUUUUUUAAUUUUUGUUUUGUUUAUGGAAUUUUUUUUUUCUAGGCCUGUGUGGACGUUCCCAGGCUGGGGACUGAACCUGGGCCCCAGCAGUGACCCAAGUCACUAGAAUGAACCACUGGGUCCUUAACCCACCAUGCCACAAGAGUGCCUCCUUUUCUCCUUUUUUUUUUUUUUUUUUUUAAUUCGCAAGGUAAAGGAGAGGGUCACAGUGGGUGAGGGGCAGAUAAAGACCAAAACACAAACACUACGCCCCCCCCACCCCCGACAGACCCCACUCCUUUGAAAACAUGCAGCUUCUUUCUCAUCCAACGUUAGAAGAGUGGGAAAUUCCAGGACAACUCUUCUCAGACUGAGGCAGACAUGUAGCCAGGAUUGGGGAGGGGGAAGCCAUAGAAUAAGCAUGGCACGUGCUCCUAGAAUGUCAGUUUUAUACCCGAAUUUGGGAGGGAAAGGAUAAUAUGACUCAUGCAUUCAAAUCAAGGGAGAUGGCCUCAAAUGCACUAAUCCCAUGAGUUUUUAGGCUCAAACCUGUAAGUUAUAGAUUGAUUUGGGCUCCUUCCUUCCAAACUCUUUGGGGGUAUUAGAAUCUUCAUGGUCCCUUACAGGGACACAUUCGGGGAAAUUUUUGAGGAAUGAGGCUAAAAGAAGGCAGGAGACAAACUAAUUUUGGUUACUCCCUGGUUUCUUUACCUUCCUACCUGCUCCCACCUCCCAGUGGGUAAAGGGGCUCAGAGGAUAGUGGCUACCAUCUCGGCUCUGUUUGCUACUUUGGGUAAAUUAGAAGGACAUCAGUACUUAAUAACUUGUAUUUUUCCCUGCUAGGCCCAAACUCCAGAAAUGAAGCCCCUUUCUCUUAUUUUAACAACAUUUAUAUGUAAAGAAAGAGAGCUGAGACAGAAUCCUCAUUGCAUGGUCCUCAGUCAUGUGGGGGCUAUCUGGGCAGCAGUGACAGCUCUGUGUUAGAUGCAGCGGACACCAUGGUUUCCGAAAAAAAUGCCAGCCAAGAAAGUGUCCCCCUCCCGAACCAACUCCCUGUCCCCACCUGUGCCCCCUCUGAUGCCUGGACUCACACCAUGGCCCCACAGACUCAAGGUGCAAAAUAUACAUGAGUUACUAACACACAGACUCCCCGCUUCCAAUCCUUUACACACACACCCCAUCACUCCAACCUCAAAUACAUGGCAGGCCCACAGGAAUUCCCAGAUACCCUACAAGCAAGCCACCAGGACUUUGAGGGAGCCGUUACCUGGGGCUCCGGCAGCAGAACCCACCCUGGUGGUCUCUAGACGGUUGUUCUGAGAAAUCAUAAACACCAAAUCCUCCAGUCCCUCCAAAUUUGAGUUUGUUGUUUUAACCUUUAACAGCCUUUUCAGGUAAAAGUAACAAAGACCAAUUUACUGACUUUGCAGCUACCAUGUGCCUGGAAAAGCAUUUACUUAAAAGAAAGACUGGGAGGAAGGAAAAAAAAAAAAAAAGAAGAAGAGGAAAUGGAGUACAUACUCCUCAGGCAAUGCAGUCUUAAAUGAACUAAAAUAAAAAUAAAAAGAGACAGAGGAAAGGAGGGAAUAACAAUCUCCCCCAUGCUUCCACAGCACGGUAGCUCAAAGAUUGGAAUCUCCGCUUGUUAACCAUUGUUAACUAGUAUUUUUAGUCCUGGUUGCUUUUAGCCUCUGUAUAGUUCCUUUUUUAAACACAUUUUCUAUACGUUAAUAAAAGAUCCUGAAGGAA
This is a messenger RNA of Sus scrofa (pig), 20733 nucleotides long. The record is from RefSeq and is a predicted model, not a curated record. NCBI's taxonomy places the organism in Eukaryota, Metazoa, Chordata, Mammalia, Artiodactyla, Suidae.